UAAAACACCAGCUCAACCUACAGUUCAGUCACCAACCCAACCCAAGGUCGAAUCACUGCCACAACCUAUACAUGAACCCCUUUUGCCAUUACAACCGAUGACUCAGGCACCAGUCAAAUCAGAAUUACCACCACAACCAAAAUUGCAGGCCCAAACCACACCACUAGUUGAAGCUCAGUCACCAGCCCAGCCCAAACCUCAGGUACAAUUGCCACCACAACUUCAGGCUCCGUCACCACCCCUACCCAAGUCCCAGAUGGCACCACCAGCAGACGGUCAGGUCAAGGUUCAGUCACCGACCCAACCCAAGGUCCAAACACUACCUCAACCCAAACCUCAGACACAGUUGCCACCACUGCCCCAACUUCCGGCUGAGUCGCCACCAUCACUCAAGGCCCAAACUGCUCAACAAUCCAAGGCUCAAUCACCCCCACAGGCCAGACCUCCGACCCAGCCACUUCCACAGUCAAAAACUCAAGCUCAGUCUCCUACACAACCCAAAUGUCAACCGUCCCGGACUAUUCUACUCUCCCAGGUCAAUGUGUUACCUCAGUCCUUGGCUGAGUCACCAGACUUGUGCAUUACACCUCCCGCACUGGCUCAGGCGCCUCCUCAGGCCUACACAGAGGCUUAUGCCAAGGCCCAGGCUUUGGCCAGAAAUGGCUUUGAGGAGGCCAAGCACUGUCUGCAGGAGCACAUCCUGGAAGCCAUUAACGUAUUUCAAGACAAAGGUAUAUCGGCUGAGCAAGCAUCAGUGAAAGAGGAGACUCUGAGAACCCUGGACCCAGAGUUACUGGAGGAGUUCUUGAGAGCAGCAAAGGGCAUGGAGGCCUUUUGUACCCCCUCACAGCUCAGAGACAUGGAGGUCUACACCCAGUCUGUCAGAACACAGUGGGAGACUUGUAUCUCAGUGGAUGCCAGCUUUGCAGAAGCAGGGAAGCACCUCGAGGCCUUGAAGGGGCUAUGUGACACUCUAAGCCCUGAGGACGCUCACCGCCUGGCCCAGACUCAGCUGAGGGAGUGUGAGACGAGGCUGGCUGCUAUCCAGCGCCAGUUCAGUGGGGACCAAGAUACACAGCUUCCUGAUUCUAGGGUUCCUGUUGCCUUCAGUGAGGAUCUGACUGUGCAAAAGGAACCUACAAGACCAAGUGACAAACCUCAGGUUUCAACUGAGGUGUUUCAAGUGACAAUGAAGACAGUCAGUGUGGAGAGGAGGGAGGUUGAAAAGCAGGCGUCUGUGGAAGAAGUCACCAAACAGGACGCUUUAGAAAGAUAUGAGAAUUGUAAAAGAACACUGCAAUCCCAACUGGCUAAAAAUGAACAGAGCAUCAUGGAUCUCCCCUCUGACUCCGUCUCUCUGAAAGGCCUGCACACACGCCUGCAGGAGAUACAGUUCUUGAGGCAGGAGACAGAGUCUCUGUGGUCUGAGUAUGCAAACCAGUGCUCCCAGGUGAAUGGGAACUCUGGUCUGGAGCAGGAGAAGGCGGAGCUACAGGAGCAGUGGCGCAACCAACAGUCCAACCUUCAGAGAAGGGGCAGCUCGCUGGGCGCUGCCCUCAGACAGAUCGACUCCACCGAGAACCACAUGGUGGACUUCGCUGACCGCCUGGACCGCUACCUUAGACAGCCCAAAGACAUCAGUGGCUUUACACUGGCCAACACCAACAUCCUGAAAGACAUUAAGGACCUGGAUGACAACAUCCAGAGCGAGCUGGACCAGGUGUCCCGUCUGGACCCUGAAUCUAGUGAUCUGGACCCCAGGGACUGCUUCCCUCUGUCUCGUCAGGUGGAGACUCACAGAACCAGCCUGGAUCAGCUUCGACAGCAGGUCCGAAAGAGUGAAGCUGCCGCCCGUGCCCUCGACCGCUUCCUCAUGUCACUGCGUACUGUGGAUGAAGACAUCUCUGGAGUGCAAGGUGCCCCAUGCAGUGACGCUCAGGUGCUUCAGGACUGUCGCUCCAAGCUGGCUCUGAUCAGGCAGAGCAUCGACAGUCUGAAGGAAAAAGCGCCUCAGCUGGAUCUGCUGCUGCAGGGGGCCAGGCUGACAGUCACCCGGGAUGGCGUCCCAGCCUCCUGCCUGGACAUGGUGACUGUCCUGCUGAGAAGGCUGGAGGAGGCCGACAGUGGGCUAGCCAGCCAGCAGAAGGUCAUCCAGAAGGAGACACAGAGCAAAUCAUUGGGCCUGAGGAAAAGGACACUGCUGGGGGAGCUGAGGAGGCUGCAGGAUGCAAUCGAAACGCAGGGCCUGAAGGAGCCCACCAUGCCGGCUGUGCAGCACAGGCUUCGUGCCCUGUCGGAUUUGGAGGGUCAGCUGCAGACCCAGCACACAGAACUCCAGAACCUCCGUGAACUUCAAGACAAACAGGGAGGAGGAGAAAACCUGUUUGAGGAGCUGGAGACUCAGUGGAAGGAGACUCAGAAAGCUUUUUCUGACAGUAAGAAGCAGUGCAACACCCUGCUGGAGCUCUUGAAAAAGUUCAGAAACUGCGGCAGUCACUUGAGCAACACCAUGCAGAAAGCAGAGCAAACGAUCAGUGAUCAGGCUUCUUACAUGGGCAAGGACAACCUGCAGAGAAGUAUAACCAAGGUCUGCCACAUUAAGGAGGAGCUGUCUGGUCUUGGGGAACGUAUAGAAGAGAUGAGGGGAGUUUGCAGACAGCUGCAGUCCCAGCUGAAGAAGUUCCCAGACUGCAGUGAGGCUCUCUUUGAAGCAGAGGCUGACACGCUCAUGGACAGCUGGCUGGAUGUGACAGAGAAGACAGACGCCUGCAUGGAUAACCUUCAGGUGGGGCUGGAGCUGUGGGAGAGGCAGUUGAUGCUGGGGGGGGAGGUGGAUGGCUGGGCAGGGGCCAAACUGGCCCUGUUUGCAGAGAGCCAUCCCUUCCACAACGAGCAACAAGUACUUGACAUGAGGGAUGAGAUCCACACCAAUGAGGAGAACAUUGAACAUUUCCACAAGAAGUCUGUUGAGAUCCAGGAGAUGCUGCAAAGUCAGGAGGCUCCACUGGAGCUGCAGGUGAUGGAAACCCAGCUGAGGAAGAGGAUGCAGCAGGUGAAGGAGCUGUUCACUGACUGCACCGACGUCUUUGAGGAGCUGAUAGCUGUGAAGAGACACCUCGCUGAGAAGAUCGAGGAGUGCCAGUCCGCUGUAGAGAACAUUCAGGGCUCUCUCAGCAAGGUUGAUGCUUUACAGCCAAAGGUCGAAGCACAGAUCCAGGAUCUGUGUGAUGACCUGGAGGCUCAGGAGGAGCAGGCUGAGGCUGUGCUGAAGGAGGUUGGUUUGGUUUCCAGUGUGGCCAGUCCACAAGUGGUGGAGGCGCUGACUGUAGACUGCAGCAGGCUUAGGGAGGCCAUCUCCCGCACCAAGGACAUGAUGCACCUGAAGAGAGAGGAGAGGGACAAAGGCCUGUUAAAGGUUAUUGAAGAUGAAAGGCAGUCAUUUGAGGGAUGGUUCCAGGACAUGCAGGUGUCUGUCAAUGAGUGCUUUGAGAACCCCGAGAGCAAAACAGACGUGGAAACAUCUCUGCAAAGACUUGCUGGUUUCCUAAAGUCCAAGGAUGCAGAGAGACGUCUGGAACAGCUGAGAGAUCAGCUGGAGAGAGGCAGCCAGCAGUUUCCUCCCCAGCAGCUCUCUGACUUCAGCGACUGGCUGAAGGAGCAGCAGAAGGAGGUGGGCAUGUUCACAACCCACUGCCACAACAGGCAGAAGCAAAUGGAGUCACUCCUCAACGACUUGAACAGUCUGCAGAAGCAACACGAUGGCUUCCGUGACUGGCUGCAGAUUAAAGAAAAACACUCUGUGGAGUCCGACAAAGUCAAGCGUCUUCUCAAAGACCUCCAGGAUGAGAGCGGUAGAGCUGAAACCCUCAGUGAGCUGUUAGCAUCAGUACGCAGACAAGGCGUCAGAGCUGAAAGCCUCCUGAAGGACGGUGAUAACUUGAUUCAACGCUACCGAAACCUGGAGGCCCGACUGCAGAGGGAGGCAGACGCCCAGAGCAAACUGGAUGAGGAAUUGAACAAGUUCAGUGCUGAGGCGGAGAGCACCAGGACAUGGAUAACUGACCUUCUAAAACCCCUCACCUCCACUGACACAGAAACCCAGACAGAGGAGAUGAAGCGCACAGCACAGGCCGUCCUGAGCUCCAAAGCUGAGGGAGACUCCAAACUGAACAACCUGAGAAGAGAAAGUGAACGUCUGUGUGAGUGCGAGGACCUGAAGGAGGACAGGAAGCAAGAGGUUCAGCAGUCAGUUAGAGACACAGAGGAGCAAUGGGGGACGGCUCUGCAGGCAGCUGAGGAGGCUCUCAACAAGGCGGAAACACAAGCCCAGCUAGACGAGAACAUAGACGCUUUCAGAGCUCAGAAUGAAAAUGUUCAGUCCUGGAUUAGAGACCAGGAGCAGAACUUGCAGUCACUUGGUGAUUCCGUGCAAGUUGACGAAAAGCUUCAGAUUGCAAAAGCUACUCUGAACUCCAAGCCAGAUGGAGAGUCAGAGCUUCAGGAUCUGAAGCAACGAUGCCAGAGUCUGUGUGACAACCAGGGCUUGGACGAGAGCAGAAGACGAGAGGUUCAGGACGCCGUCAGACACACAGAGGAGCAGUGGAGGAAAGUCCUGACAGCUGCUGAAGAGGCUCUCAACAAGGCAGAGACUGAAGCUGAGACUGAGAGGGACUUUGAUGCUUUCAGAAGCCAAAGCCAAAACCUCCAAUCCUGGAUCAAAGAACAGAAGCAGAAGUUGUUGUCGCAUGGUAGUCAAACCCUGUUUGAGGAAAGGUUACAGGUGGCACAGGCUGUUACGACCUCCAGACCUGAAGGAGAGUCCAAGGUGCUCGACCUGAAGAGACGAGGUGAAAGUCUGUGCGAGCUUGUGGAGGAGAGCAGGAAAGCAGAGGUUCAGCAGCUGGUAAACGACGCCCAGCAGCAGUGGAAAACAGUCGUACAGGCAGCCGGACAGGCGGAGCUCCGAGCUCUUUCAGACGACUUUGACGCUCAGAGUAAAAACACUCAGUCGUGGAUCAGAGACAGACAACAGGAGCUUCAGACUGUGGGCGCUCACACAUCAACAGAAGAGAGAAUCCACACAGCUCGGAACAUCUUGAGCUCCAAACCUGAAGGUGACUGUAAGGUAAACAACCUGAGGAGGCGAGGCCAGAGUCUGUGUGACCACCCGGGUGCUGACGAGGGGAGGAAAGUCCACGCUCAGCAGACAGUCAGAGACACGGAGGAGCAGUGGAGGACUGUCCUGCAGGCUGCCAAACAGGCCGAGGAUGCUGCAGGAGCCGAGAUCACCCAGAGGACCGAGAGGAGAAAGUCGGAGCUGAGAGAAUUCAAUGCCCUUCAGCAGGACACGAGCAGCUGGCUUACAGACCUCCAACAUCAACUGGACUCACUGAAGAGCCAAACCAAAGCUGAAGACAGACUGCACUCAGCUCAGACUACUAUGAGCUCCAAGGCCGAAGGAGACUUCAAGCUCCAGGAGCUCAGGAGGAAAGUCCAGAGUCUCUGUGGACAGGACCUCGAGGAAGACAAAAAACUGCAGCUAAAAGUGAAAGGUGCCGAGGAGCAGUGGAUGAGAAUCAUGCAAAAUGCUAAACAGGCCCUGGAUCAGGCUGAGAGGGAGUGUGCUCUGGAGGGCCAGCUGAGAGACUUUAAAGCCCUCAGCGAAAACACCAGAAACUGGCUGGAAGACAAGCAGCAGAGCCUUGACCGUCUGGAUAGUCAGACAGAUCUGGAAAAGACAAUAAACACUGCGCAGACCAUCCUGAGCUGUAAGCCUGAGGGAGACUCCAAGCUGGCAGAGCUGAGCAGACAGAGUCAGAGUCUGUCUGAGCAGGAGGACCUGGAGGAGAGCGUGAGAUGGGAGGCUCAGCGGUCAGUCGAAGAGUCUGAGGAGCAGUGGGGGGCAGUCCUGCAGUCUGCUGAGAACACGCUGAAGAAAGCUGAGGUCCAGUACUCGCUCUACAGGGAGCUGGAGGCCUUCCGUAGCCAAGCAGGGAGCACCAAAACCUGGCUCAGAGAGCUCCAGCAACAGGCCGAGUCCAAAGGGAGCAACACUCAGGGCGGCCGGCCUCAGCUAGAGGACAGGCUGAACACAGCACAGGCCAUCUUGAGCUCCAGGUCCAGUGGUGAGGCUCAGGUGACGGGGCUGAAAAGACGAGCACAGAGUCUGUGUGAGCAAAAAGACCUGGAGGGAGACAAGAAACAGGAGGUUGAGCAGUUGGUCAGAGACGCUGAGCAGCAGUGGAGGACGGUCCUGAAGGCGGCUGAGGACACUCAGAGACAGUUGAAGAGUGUUGUGGAGCGUUUGGUGUCCUGUCAGCAACAGCGACACCAGGCUGACGCCCGUCUGUCCAAUCUUCGGAAGCGGACGUCCAGCCUGCCCUGUCUCUUCCCCUGGCCCGGUCUGGGAGAGCGGAGGCAGGCAGUGGAACAGGCCCGGACCCUGCUGGACGAGGCCACAGCUUUGGCCCCCGUCCUCUCAGACGUCUGUAGACAGGCUGCAGAGCUGUUUGAAAUCACACAGGACCAGGACUGGUCAGAUCCCUCCUGGACAGCCAAGGAGGAGUCCAUUCCUGCUCUGCUGAAAGAGCUGACUGAUGCAGUAGCUAACCUGGAGGAGGGCAUCCUGACGGAGAGGCAGUGCACCCAGCUGCUGGAGCAGCAUGAAGCGGCCCAGGACUGGCUGAGGGAGCAUGUUAAAGGACUGGGAGCUCCUCCAGCAGACAGACAGGGUCUGCACAGCACUGUCAACACUCUGAAGGCUUUGCUCCAGACUGUGAACAGGGAGCAGAGAGAGAUGCAGGAGCUGGACUCUGCCAGGGACAGUUUGCUGAGUCUCUGUACCCCGGGAGGUCGGGAUGCCCUGACCCUGCAGGUCAGCCACCUCCACGACCUCUGCACCACCUCAGAGCAGGAGGUGAGGGAGCGCCUGACGGUCUGUGAGACGCGUCUCGGGGAGCUGGCCAGGAGGGCCCAGGGGCUGAAGGAGAGAGCUGCAGCCCUGCAGUGGGAGCUCCGCUCUCUGGACCAGGCGCUGAGUUACAGUGAACCACAGAACAACAUCGCUCAGCUGCAGCAGCACUGGCACAGUCUCCAGAACUGUGAGAAGUCACUCGAAGAUUUGGGUGUCAAAGUUCAUGAGCUUAACCAGGAAGUAAAGGAAACUCCUGCCGCUGACGAGCUGCCAACAGAGAUCAUCGCUGGGGUGGAGUCUCUGUGCCAGCAGCAUGACAGUCUUCGGUCAAGGCUGAAUGAGCAUCAGGAAACCUGCUCUACGAACACAUCUCGCUGUCUGAUGGACUGUCUUCACGCCCUGCAGGACUGGAACCACAAUAAACCAUCAGAGUCCAGCUCUUCUGUGCAGGUGACAUUAAACAAAGGUGAAAAGCUGCAGGACAGCCUGCGGGAGGCGCUUUCUCACCAGCAGUUUCUAACAGACUGUCUGACGUCGGUCUUGUUUGAGAAACUAGAGAAGGAGGCUUCAGAUACUCUCAGAGAAGCAGACACACAUAAAGCUUCUCUCAACCAGAGCUUAAAGGAACUUGAUGAAAUGAGUAAACAAAAGCAGCCUGAUGUCCUUCAUGGUAAUGCAGAGGAGACAAGGCCAUCUGUAGUGGCACCACCACGAAAAAACAAGCGCUCAGCUGAGAAAAAUCUACAGAAAACCAUCCCCUUAACAGAAAAAUCUGUUCAUGACGAAAUGUCAGUUUCAGCUGAGCUGCAGACUGAGACUAAAAAAUUAAAGCCAACUGUGACAGUAGACACAAAAAUUACUGAUGUGGAGCAAAUCACACCUGAGCCAACAGAAGAGGAGCCUCAGAGUUCAACAUGUGUUUCAGAACCAUUUACAGCACCCUCAGCAAAUGAGCAAAUUAAACCUGCUGUUGAGGAACCUGCACUGAUCCAAAAGCUUAUUGAGCAGUCUGCAGCUGCUGUUACUAAGAAAACCACACCUGUACCGUCCAGGAGAAAGACCAAGACUUCAGCCACUGAAACAGAACCUGGCCAGACUAAGGUGGCACCCAGAAAAGUGGAAACUAUUAUUACUCAAGGAUCAUCGAGACAUCAAAGUGGAACUGCUGCUGUGGAAGAACCAAAGAAUAUGGACACUGUGUCAGUUCCUGUGUCAAUAACAGAACAAGCUGCAACAGCGGUUGUUGAGCAAGCCAAGCUUGGACCUACCGGUAAAGAGUCACAGAACUUGAAGAUUACUCAGAUAAAACCAGCACAGAUCAAGGACGAUGCUGAGAAUCAGUCUGUCUCACCUUCAGAACUUCUUACAGAAACAGAUUCUGAGCAUUCUAAAUCUGUACCAAAAAAGCAAAAGUCAAAGACUUCCACAACUUCAGAGCCAGUUGCUACCCAAAGUGAUAUAGGUGAAUAUACACAGCUUGAGGAAAGUAAGGAAGAACCUAAGAAUGGAAAGACUUCUUCAGCUGCACAGAAAACUGAUUUGGUGAAGGAACCUGAGAAGUCGUCAGCCUCAGAGUUUGUUUCAGAGGUGACUGAAACUGCUAAUCUGAAACAAAGUGAAGUUUUACCACCCAAGCGAAAAUCAAGGAGUCCAAACCUUCCUCUGAAACAGGCUGAUGAGCAGGUAGCAAAGAUGACAGAGGAACUUGAAAGUCAAAGUUCUCCUUUGAGUUUUAAAGAGAAAACUGAAGGUGUUGUGAUGGAGGAAACAAAGAUCAUUCCAACUAGGAGAAAGUCAAAGAAUGUUGAAAUUACUUCAACUUUACAGCAAAUGGAACCCGAAGGUAAUAAAAAAGAACCUGACAGCCUGAAGUCUUCUUCAGCUCCACAGGUGGUCACAGAACCAACUGUUAUUGAGAAAGAAAAUAAGCUUUCUCCAAUUAAAGGAACAUCGAACAUCUCAAUACUGCCUCUAGAAUGUGCUACCAAGGAGAUGACAGAGAAUAAGCAAGAAACAAAGAAUAUAGAAACCGUUAAUCUAGAUAUUUCAGAGCCAGGUGCUCAGGCUCCUCUGAUAGCUGAUAUAGUUAUACCAGCCAGGAGGAAGUCAAAGAGUCUUGAGGUUUUGGUUCCAGAAUCAGUAUCUCCCAUCGAUAAAGAUGCUGGUGUGAAGUCUAAGGAAACAAAACAAGAAACUGUAAAUGAUCCCACAACCCCAGAGUUUGUUCAAGACAGAGCUGAAAUCGAUGUUGUGGAACAAACUAAAUUUUUACCACCGAAGAGAAAGUCAAAGAAUACAGAACUUCCUCUUAAACUUGCUGACACUGUGGUGCCAGAAGAGCCUGAAAGUCAGACUGUCAGUGACCAAAGAGAAACUGUUGUCACUGAGCAAACAAUGCUUGUACCAUCCAGAAGAAGGUCAAAGACCAGCGACUUUUCUGCAACUUCCCAGACAAUUACCCAUGUUAGAUCACCUGAUGUGGACCCUGAGCAAAAUAAGACAGAACCUAGCAGUCAAAAGUGCUCAACUCCAGAUGUGGGCACAGGAGCAUCACAAAGUACUGUUGUAGAAAAGGAAACAGGUAAGCUUUCACCAACCAAAAGAAAGACAAAGGGUCUGAAACUGUCCCCAGAACUUGCUACCAAGGACGUGACAAAGACCAUAAAAGAGCCUGACACACAAAAGUCUUUAGAGCAAUCUGAAGCUGUUGUUUCUGAAGAAACAAAGCUCAUACCAACCAGGAUGAAAUCAAAAAGAUGUGAUGUUUCCAUACCUUUAGAGCCUGCCAUUGGUGGAACUGGUGAUUUGGAUUCCAAGGAAGCUAGCAAAGAACUUGAAAGUGGGAGUGCUUCUUCAACUGCUCAGGUAAUCAGGGCAAAAUCUGAAACUACUGUUGUGGAUGAAAGUGACCUUCUGCCAACCACAAGCAAGUCCAACAGUCCAAACAUUUCUCCAGAACUUUCUCACAAGGAAUCACAAGCCGUGGAAAAACAUAGCAAAUUAAGUCAGUCAACUGAAGAUACUGUUAUGGAAGACACUAAGGUUAUACCAUGUAGGAGGAAGUCAAAGGAACGCCCCAACAGUCAGAAGCCAACUGAAAUUACAACUCCUGUUGUGGAAAAAGGUAAGCUUUCACCAACCAAAAGAAAGAAGGUUCUGAAACAUUCCCCAGAGCUUCCAAAAUUAGAGUUGUCACAGCCCAGGGAAGGCCCUGACACUCAAGAACCGUCUUCAACUCUUGACGUAGUCACAAAUACAAGUGAAGUUACUGUUGUAGAAAAUGAUCAGCUUUCACCAACCAAAAGAGAGUCAGAUGAUGUAAAACCUUCCCCAGAACUUGGUGACACAGAGCUGACAAAGGCCAAAGAAGAGCCUGAAAGUGAGAAACCGUCUUCAAUUCCAGAGGUGGCCACAGGACCAACUGAAAUUACUGAAACUCCUGUUGAAGAAAAGAGUAAGCUUUCACCAACUGAAAGAAAGUCGAAGGGUCUGAAACUUUCCCCAGAGCUUCCUACCACAGAGCUGACACAGUCAAAGGAAGGACCCGACACACAAACACCAUCGUCAGCUCCACGGGUAAUCACAGAAACAACUGAAUGUAGUGUCGUAGAUAAAGGUACACUUUCACCAACCAAAAGACAGCAAACUGAAAGUGCUGUUAUGGAAGAAGCUAAGGUCAUACCAACCAGGAGGGACCCCAAGAGUGAAGAAAGUCCCAAUGCUCCAGAAAAAGCCUCUACACUCAAAAGAAAUACUGAUGAAACCUUAACAGAACAUGAGAGUGUGAAGUCUUCUGUAACCCCAGACUCUGCUCAGGCUGAACCUUCAGAGCCUGUGAUUACAUCUGUUUUAACAAUGGCUAAACCUCCUCACUCUGAGUUAGAUGAGCCUAAAGACAGAUGUGAAGAGGAGCAAGUCAUUACCCAGUCUGUAGAAAAAGUCUCAAGUCAAGUGCCUCAUCCACAAACACCUGAAAAAUCAAGUCUAGCAGACUACAUUGACAAGCUGUUGAAAAGCACAGAUGAGUUUCAGAAGAGAUAUCUGGUCCUCGAUCAGCCUGAGACAGGAGUCUCCCAAACAUAUGAGAUGAAGCAAGAGGCAGAGACUGUUGUUGAAAGUGAAGCAGCACAGUCUGCCUUUGCAGAUUUGGCAGUGAUGCAGCCUCAUAAGGCAGAGACAGAGUUUUCAGAAAUAAGCUUAUCUGAACAAGACAGAGUGACACCAGGUGAAGCUGUGAGUGAGUUAACAUGUUUGGAAACCACACAGGAAAGACCCAAAGAUGUCGGAGAACAUGGUGUCAAAGAAGAGCGGGAUUUGCACCAAUCAAGUAUUCAAUGUAAAACAGAACCUCAAAGCAAGGAUAUGACUGGUAGUGAUAUUCAGCGAGAAAAGGUUAGAAUUAAGAUGACCAGGCUAGAAGUGGAAGAAAGUAUGAGUCAAUGUCAAGACAAUGUGGCUAAAAGUGACUCUACACAACCCGGCACUGCUGUUUUUACAGCAGUGGAGCCAAGUGAAACAGACACAACAUCACUGCAAAUAAGCAUAUCUGAGCAAGAAACAGUCAAACCCAGCCAAAGUUUGGAGAUCUUGAAAACAACACAGGAGACACCCAGAGAGGUCAAGGAAGAGCAUGGUAAAGUGUUGACAGGUAUGAAUGAUGAACCUAAGUACCUGGAUGAAAAACCUCUUCAGAAAAUCCAUAUGGGGCCUGAAGUGUGCAUUCUACAACUAGAUAUACAGGCUGGCCCAGAGGAGGAAAAUGCAUCUAUCACAAGUGCAGAAGGGAUAAACAGUGUCCAAACAAGUAUGCAGAGUAAAAGAGUGCCAGAAAAUAAAGGUAUUACUACUGCUGAUGUUACACUGGAGAAAGCUGCAGUUACAGAGACCAUGAUGAAGGUUCAGGAAAGCAGUGCUCUAGGCCAAGACAGUGUACCUGAAAGGGACUCUACUCAGCUCACCUCUCCUGAUUAUGAAUCAUUGCAACCACAUGUGACAGAAUUCAUAGAAAUAAGCAUAUAUGAGCAAGACAUUGAAAUACCAAGCCAACCUGGUACUAGGAUAGAGCUCUUGAAAACUGCAUCUACACAGGUCAAGGAACAUGGGGUCCAAGAAGAGUAUCCUAAGGUGUCAACACAUGAUAUGCACGAAGAAGUGACAGAAAGCAAAGAUCUGACUUUUGCUGAUGUUUAUCCAGAAAAGGAUACAGUGAAAAUGAAGACAGAGGAACAUGAUCUCCAGAAUCAGGAUUCUACACUGACACAUGACAUGGAUGGUGCACCCAAGAGUUUGAAUGAAAAGUCAGUCAUAACAGAGAAACUUCGCAAAGAAGCUGAUGUGGAAACUUUACAACUAAAUACACCGACAUUUCAAGUGGAGGAGGAGAACAUCUCUGCCAUGACAGCAAAAGCACCCAGUAUACAGUGUGAAAACGUUCCAGGAAACAAAGAUGGGACAACAGCUGAUCUUCAACCUGAGAGUGUCCACGAUGCUGAAAUGUCACCAUCAGACAUGCAUGAUGUACCCAAGAGCCUGGAUGAAAGCUCUGUUAAAAAGGGAGAAAUGGUUCAAGACCCAGUACCCCUGACCACCACUGCUGUUGGAGGGAGGCUUCAGAGUAUGGAUUUGUCACAGGCAGUUCAGAAAUCUUCAACUGACAUUUUAUUGGAUGAUGUAUUGCUGGUGGAAGGAUUGCCCUCUCAGGAAAAUAAAGCACAACCAGAAGAAAGUGUUGUGAAAACUGAGGAUCAUGUUAUUGAGCUUCCUGAAUCCACCAUGGGGAACAUCUUCACAGAAGUACAGCUACUCGCAGGGACAGGACCAAACAGUCAACUCAUUAAGGGUAAACCGCUGGAGGAUGCUCCAGAGGCUCUGAUUACAUCCACCGGUGAUCUUGACAAUCGCCUAAGCAGGCUGACGUGUAAAGUCCUGAGCUGCAAGAACCAACCAGCUGUGCUCAGCCCAACAGCCAUGGCCCAGCAGCUGGAGGAAGCUCAGGAGUGCCGAAACACUGCUCGGGCACAGGUGUCAUUGCUCUCUCAGCUGAGAGGAGCUAAUACUGAGAACAGGGAGGCUCUGGAGCUUGUGGAGGACAAGUGGUGUACUGCUGUUCAGGAUGCAGCUGCUGUCAUCCAGAGUAAAGAGGCCCAGCUGCAGGUGGUGACUGACUACUGCAGACAAACCCAAGAGGCCAAAACGAAGCUGGAGAGACUUACAGCAGACCUGAAUGCUGUCAGAAUGUCCCCAGUGGAGAGCAGCUUGAAGGAGACAGAGCGACUGUGCUCCUUACAGAGAAGCAUAGAGGAAAAUAGAACAGUACUUGGAGAGAUGCUCGUCACCCAUACCAAGUUAUCCCCCCACCUCAGCCGAUCUGAACGAGCAGCCGCGCAGACUGAGCUGAGGAGCCUUCAAGAGAAGUGGAGUGGCCUGGAAGGAGAUGUUGAUAGGAUGUUAUAUUACACAAAUGUCCAUUCUCACGAGACCAGCAGCCUUCUUUCUACAAUAUCAAGUCUUCAGGAACAUUUGGAGACAAUUGGCAAAGACCUCGAAGCCAAAUCUCCUUCAGCUACUCAGUGGAAUUGCAAGAAGGCGCAGGAACUGAUGGUUGCAAAUGCUGAGGUAAAAGCAGCCCAGCAAACACUCCUUCAUUUGCACCAGCUGUCAGAGGCACUACUCCUCAGCUCACAGUGGGAGAAAGAAAUAAAAGAGAUACAGCAGGGACUUCAGAAGGUCAAAGACCAACUGAGCCACAUAGAGGAACUAGUGUCCUCCCACACUCAGAGUAGUAGCAACCCCAUCAUGGAGAAAAUGAUCGUGGUGAUGAGGGAUGGCCUUGCCUGGGCGAAGCAGACAGAGACUGACAUUGAGGGCAGGAGGAAGAGGGUGGCUCUCCUCCCUGAGGAUGUGCACAGGCAGUUCAGAGAUCUGAAGAAGCUGCAAUUUGAAGUCAUGGCCAAACAGGGCCAACUGGAGUCACUUGUGGAGGAGGUGACGGAGCUCCUUCCACAGCUGGACCAGGCUGAGGAGGUGCCCAUGGUGCGCUCUUCUCUGGAGUUCCUUGAAGAGCUCUCAAAGUCGACUACUGAGAAGCUAACCAAGGCUGUAAGAGAGAUAGAGUCAGGCCUUCAGACCAGAGAAAAGCUGACAGAGCAGAUUGCUGAUCUAGACUCCUGGGUUGUGACUCAUCUGAUUCGAGAGGUCUCCAAGAGUGAAGACGACGAGCUCAGGAGUCCUGCUGAUCUUGAUCACAGAGUUCGCCAAAUCCAAGAGACCCUGGCUGAAGCUGAGAAGCAGGCUGCUGUCUGUGAGGCUCUUUUAAUGGAGAGUAAAGACAUCGCCUCUGAACUCAGUAUUGCAGAAAACUGCCAGCUUUUUAACAAGCUUACCAACCUCCAGGAAGACAUCCGAGCCAUCAGCAGCUAUGAGAAGGCCAACAAAAAAGAGCUGGACGAACUCACCCAGACUGUAGAUUCAUGCAUGAAAAAGCUGGCCACUGUUGAAAAAGGCUUCAGGUCCAUGUUAGUAGAUCUGGAUAGACACAAGUUCCCCAUCACAAGAGAGUUCCUGCAAGAUUUAGAGCCUUUCAAACACAUGAUUUUGGACCACAAGUCCCAAGUUGACCUUCUGCAACCGUGGAUUCCCCAGGAAGAGACAAGAGAACUAUACUCAAUCAUUUCUGAACUUGAAAGCAAAAUGGCCACCCUGGAAAUGAAAUCCACAGAUCAUGAGAGGUACCUGUACAUGAGGCAGUGUGUGGAGGACCUCAUAGAGAACACCCAGGAGCAGGUCCAUCAAACCAAAGAAGACAGCAAGGAACUGGAGGAAAAGUACAAGCUCUGUCAGACUCUCACUGUCCAGUUACCUCUGAUAAAGAAUUUGUCUGAAGAGACUCACUCCAAACUCCAGAUGAUCUCUGCUGACCUUUACCCCUCACAGCUAAGUGCAGAGCAACGGAGACUGAAACAAAAUGAGGUGACCCUUGACAUGUUGGAGAUAACACUCUACAACAACCUCAGCAUCGUUGAGUGGAACCUGCUGAAGGAACUGGACCUCAAGGCAGAGAAAGCAGCCGCUCAGGCCUUCCUCACAAAGACCCAGCAGGAGCUGCAGAAAGUCCCUGUGUUGGAAACUAAUGAAACAGUUAUUAAAAACGAAUACCGGAGAAUCAUGAUUUUGAAAAAGACUGUGGAGUCAAGAAUGAGAGCAGUGGAGGUUUUAGAGCAAAACAAGGGAACCAGAAGAGGAAGUGGAUCCCAAAAUCUGAUGGACUUGAAGAAUGCACUCCUCAGUGAAUGUGACUCUCAAAUGGAGAACAUCUCAGAGGCCAGAAAGUCUUUGAGGAGCUACACAUGUGCUGUGAGACAAGCAGUACAAUUCCUGAGGGACAUUGAAGUCUCUCUGCUGCCACCGCAGGGCUCUGCUGGACUCUGCUCUGAAAGGCUGGAGGAGACUCAGCAGGCCCUGGCCUCACUGCAGCACCACUUCCAGACACACGUGGAGCAGCUGCAGAGCCAGGACACCCUGCAUCCUUACCUGUCCCCCCAGACAGUGGAGCAGCUCCAGGAGAGAAUUCUGAGCCAGCUUCUGGUGAGGAUGUCCACUCUCCAGGCAAUGGGCCACAUACGACUGGACUGUCUCAGCAGGUGUGCAGAAAGUCACAGAAAAUACUCUAAAUGCCAAGAUGAAAUCAUCCAGAUUGUGAUGAGUGUGGAGAGGAGCCUCUUACAGGUGCUCUGUCAAAAGGUCACCUGUCUCACUGACUGCAUUGACCAACACGCCAAGCUGAAUGAUCUGUAUGAAGAGGUAGAGUCCCUGCAGAGGCCCCUGAAGGAGCUGAAGGAGUGGUGCCCAGAGCAGAGCUGUUGUGGAGGCCGCGAGGCCGUCGUCACCGCUGUCUGGAAACGACUAGCAAGACUCCUUCGCUGCACUCGAGAGCUGACAGCUCGUAGCAAACAAAGGGUUGCAGAAUGGGGUGAAAUCACCAACAGCGUGGAGAAGGCCUCUGUUGUCCUGGAGGAGGUGGAGGCGGAGCUUCCAGAUCACUCUGGGGAGAAGGCCUCCACUGAGGAGCUUCAGGACCUGCUGCAGUCCUGGGAACAGAACCAGGACAGACUGGACUGCGAACAUCGAGCCCUGUCUGCACUGGAACUGCGCACAGCCAGGCUGCUGGGUGUCCCUGCCCACCUGGAGCAAGCCCCUCCCACUCCACUCUGUCAGCAGCUGCAAGCGAUGCAGGCCCGAUACGACAGUGUGAAGGAGAGGAGCAGGGAGGGCCUGGAGGCGGCCAGGAUGGAGCUGGAAGAGAGAGAAAAGAUUCGGGAGGAGCUGCAUGGCAUCCAGGUUUGGCUGGAGGCUGCAGAUGGUCUUCUGUCGGAGAUGGAGCAGAGCAGCAGCACAGAGGAGCUACAGGAGGUUCACAGCCAGCUGUUCACCCAGAAGGCUUCGCUCCAGCGCAUCAUGGAGAGCCUGAAGAUGAAGUACUCAGACAUGUACAUGCUGGUCCCGGUCGACAUCGAGGGGCAGCUGCAGGAGGUCACACAGUCGCUGCAGCAAACAGAAGUAAAGGUAGGUGAGGUGGUGCAGAGGAGUGGUCCCGUCCACAGGCUGGGGGCCAAGCUGUGUGAGAUCCAGGCUGGCCUGAGGUCAGUUCAGAAACGACUUGAACAGAAAAGCCCCACUGUGACUCAAGCAAAGCUCACUCAGAAGUGUGUGUGGGACAAGCUGGACAUGUGGCACUCGUGUCUCGCCGCUCUGGAGGUGGACAUGCAGGACCUGGAACCAGAGGAGGUGCUAACUCUCACGGAGAGACUCGUGGAGGUGCAGCAGCUCCACUCCCAGCUGGCCAAACAGGCGGAGCAGAGGACCACCCUCAUCAGCAAGAUUCGUACGUGGCUUCAGCAGCAUCAGGAGAUGAUCAACAGCUCUACCAGCUGGAUGGCCGAGGCUCAGUCGUGGCUCGCUGCUCCCUGCACCUACACCACCGCAAAGUGUCUGAGCAGCCAUGUUCAGGCCCUGCAGACGGUGCUGGAUGACUCGGCACAGAUCCGGUCCACGCUGCAGGGCUUCAGCUCAGUCCUGAAUGAAAUGUCGCAGGUUUGCGAUGUAACAACUCUGCAGCAGCAACUGGUGGAAGCCGAUCGCGAAGUGGCCAGCGUUCAGGACAGCUUCACCGCUCCUCUGUCCCAGCUGGAGCACGCUGCUGCCGAGGUGGAAGCCAUUGAAAGUGAAGUCAGGCGGAUGGAGAACGAUGUGGCCGAAAUCAAGACCUUGUUAACGUCUCCAGAGUCUUUCCCCAGCCCCAGGGAAGAAAGCCUCAAGAUUGUUGAGCAGAGGAUCCAGUCCAUGAGGAGGACCAUAGCAGAGAUCCAGAAGUGUAAACCGGGCCUUUGUCUUCCAGACAAGGCUGAAGAGAGUCUGACUGUCUUUACUGUGGUGGACCAGCUCCAGAAUCUGCUGCUGGAACUGGAGAAGAAGGUCCCUGCUCUCUUCAUCCAGCAGCCCCCGACUCCAAACCAGGCCAAAGCUCCAUCGGCCCAGCAGGCCACCUCUCAGCCUCAACUCAUAAAAUCCACUUCAGUGGAGGCUGAGAAGGACGACGUGGAGCAGGGCCAAAUCAGAGUUGCCCACGUUGAAGCAGAUGUGCUAAAGCGAACCGGAGCCACGCUGCUGACUGUGCAGCGGUCCUCACCUGAGCAGAGACAGUCCUGGACCCCUGACAGCGCUCAGCAGCGGGAGCAUCAAGACGUGCUCCGGGCUGAAGAGGCCAGGGAGAGUAGAGGGAGUGAGGAGCAGAGAGUGGAGGAAGGUGAAGAAGGUGUUUUAUGGUGGCUCUGGGAGGUCUUCCUGGGCAUUUAUCCAGAGGAGCCUGCGGUUGUUGUCCCAGAAGAGACUAAAGCUGCCAGUGGACAAAACAUUGACUGGACUGGAGGCAAUACGCAGGAUGUUGAGGGCCCCACUGACACCACAGCAGCAAGUUCACCUGAAGCUUUGUCAAAACCUCUGGGCACAGUCCGAACUCAGUCCCUGCCCGAGAGCAUGGAGCUCAUGAAGGGACAGAGGGGGCUUGCAUGGAGGGGGGAUGACCCCGAGGGGCUGAAGACACACACAGCACACACACAUGCACCUGCAGGCUGCACACAGGCCGAGCACCUAGUCACACUCGCAGAGGAGUCUAGUGAGUCUAGUGCAGCUCCCAGGUCAGAGAGCAGUGAGGUGGACAGCAGUCCGCGGUCAGCUGAGACGUCUCAGAGCUCGGGUCCGACAACAUCUGCGGACGUUCUGAUGAGACGUGUAGAAACAGCAGCGGCCGCACACGCAGAACGAGCCAAGGCCUCAGAGCCUCCAGCCUCCCCCACCUGCACGUUCAGACUGCAGCCACAAGACCAAACCGAGGGCCUGCGUCCUGCAGCUGCCCUGGCCCAGCCAGAGCCAGCUGGGUCCCAGCCUGGGCCCCGUCCCGGUGAAGGUGUCCUUCAUGUCUGCCUGGAGAGGGUCGGCCAGCUGGAGCUGUGGCUGCACAAAGCCCAGAGGAGCCUGGUAGCAGCUGCCGGUUCAUUAACCAUGCAGGACAGCGUGGAACAGCAACUACUCACCUGCCAGGAGAUGUUCGUGGAGAUCGAGCAGAAGGUCGCCGGCCUGUCGGCGCUCGGCCUGCCCGCUGAGCAGCAGCACGGCGACCUGCGAGCUCUGGGAUCCCAGCAGGAAGAGGCUGAGCUGCUCUCCUCCAAACUGGAGCUCCUGAAGGCCAACCUGGUCCACUUCCAGCAGCUGCUACAGGACCGACAGGAGGAGGAGCGAAGCAUCGCGCAGGAGCAGAAGUCGGUACCUCAGCCUGAGCGCCACCUGGUGUCCACGCUGAAGCGCAGCAGCAGCGUUCAGGAGAUCUUCUCCUCCCCGAGAAACAAGCUGCUCAGACAGAGCAGCCUGCAGCAGCAGAAGGAGCUGGAGCAGCAGCUGACUGAGCAGAGAGGACUGACUCAGGCCAUCGCCAGGCAGGGCAGCAGAGCUCGACUCCUCAGCCGGGAGCCGUCGCCGUGCUCGCCUCCUGCUGAGCCCGAUGUGGACGAGGACUCGGCUCUGAAGACGUGGGGUCGCCUUCACAGCCGGCUGCUGAGUUUGGAGGAGAGCUGGCUGCUUCCUCCCUCUGAGGUGACAGACUCAUCUGUGAGGCGUAGUGAUGGAACAGCAGGACGUGUGAUUGGCACACAAACCCUAAAAGAGCUCCAAAGCCACAUCAUCCAGCUGAGAGAGCUGCUGAAUCAGGCCUCCUCUGUGGACGGCUCCCAUCAGACGCUGGAGCAGGGUUUGUUUCAUGUGCUGCACGGAGCGUCCCUGUCCCUGUCCUCCAUCUUCCACCUGCUGCACCCGCCUGCUGGGGGGACACACGAAGAGGACGCCCAGCUGAGGCUGCUGCAGCUGCAGAGUCUGUCUGCAGAGCUGGCUACGCUUGGCAGCGAGCUGGGCUCCCAGGGGUCGAAGGUCAGCCGCGUCCUGCGCUCAGAGCGUGGACAGCAGUGUGUGGACGACGUGUGUCGAGUCCUUCCUGUGGUCCAGGCUGCACUGAGCAGCGGAGAGAAGCAGCUCAGAAACCUGCAGGAGGAGAAGGCAAAGCAGCAGAUACAACUAAAUGAGUUGCAUGCAGCCUUCACCUCUAACCAGCCGACUGUUCACCAAACACUUAAUGAACUCAGUGGAAUCCCGGGCCUUAACCGACAGCUGCAGGCUGCGGUUCAGAUGCAGGAGACUCUGCAGCAGCAGGUGGAGCAGGUGAGCUCCGUGCUGGAGGAGGCCGACCAACACCACCUGCCUGCCUCUCUCAUCCUCCAGGCCACGCAGCUGCAGAGUCAGCUGGAUGGUGCUCUGGGUGGUGUUCGCUCCCACACUGCCGAGCUGAAGAGCAGGGUGGAGCUGCAGCAGCUGUACGAGCGGCUGGUCCACAGCCUGGAGGAGCUGCUCGAUGUGGGCUCUAAACGCCUCGAGCAGGGGCCUGACGCAGAGCUGCACAGCAGGGCUCAACUCCUGCAGCAGCACCGCAGUCAUACGAAGUUCUUCCAGUUCUUGGACCAUCAUUCAAGGAUCCUGGAGUACUUGACCCAGAGAGUCCCAGAGAGCGCCCCCCAGAGGUGGGAGGGUAUAGUGAAGGGCCUGCUGGGUGAGGUCGCCCAGCUGCAGCAGCUCAGACUGGAGAAAGGAACCAGGAUGCAGGAAACAUUACAGAUGUGGACGCAGUGGGAGGAGGACAGCACCUGGUCAGACUCCCUGCUGACGGGCAUUGAGACUUCAUUUCCCAAGAUGCACGAGGGGGGUGAUUCUGAGGAGCAGAUAUCAGAGAAGAUCUCAGUCUACCAGGAAGUGCGUGCCGCACUGGAGGGAAACCAGGCUCGGUUUAGCCGGAUGCUGGAGGCGGGGCUCUGGCUGCAAAAGGCGGGUUGUAGAGAAGUGGGCGUGUCCACCAGAGAGCUGGAAGCACGCUGGAGAGCCCUGCACAGGAAGGCGGAGCACAAACACACCGCAGAGCACAGGAAGUGGAAGCUGAAGAGCGGGUUUCUUCGUGACUUCGCUGUACUGGCUGACUGGAUGGGCGGGGCCAGAGAGCAGACGGACACCUGGAGUCAACGGUCCGCCUCAGAGGGGAUGGAUGCUGAACAGAGACGGGAACUUUACCUCCAGUGUGUGGCUUUGACCAAAGAGCUUGAGGCCAAAUCUGGACUGAAGGUUGCUGUAAUCGAUGCUGGAACUCAGCUGGUCCAGCUGAGGGAAGCAGAGGGAGACUCAGACAGAAAUCCAGAGGACAGAGAGACCUCAUUGUCUCAGACUUCAGACCCAGAUGUCUGCUCCAUCCACUCCCGGCUCAGACAGGUGGAGCUGGACUGGUCCAGUCUGCUGGCUGAUGUUCCCGUUGUCCAGCAAGCUCUGCAUCAGCGGUGGUUGGAGACGCUGACCCAGCAGGGGGCGCUGCUGGAGCUGCAGGCCUGGCUGGAAGCUGCUGGGUCCCGGCUGGAGGAACAACGCAGCAGAAUCAACCAAACCUCCUCCUCCAACACCGAUCUGAGUCAGCUCCUCAGACACUGCAAGGAGUGUGGGACAGAAAUGUUGGCCCAUCAGGCCACUCUGGACUACGUGAACCAGCUGUUGGAGACGUGCAGUACUGAGGACGGCCAGAGGGCGCGCUAUAAACACAACCAGUUUGCCGAGGAGCAGGGUCGUCUCAACCACCAGUGGCUCAGUUUGCAGGAAACCCUCAACUCUCAGGUCCAAGAGGUGGAGCAGGAGCUGAGGAGCAGAGCGGAGCGGGAAGUCCGUCUGCAGCAGAUCAGCAGCUGGAUCACAAAUCAGAACCUCUGGAUGGACUCGGCUCAGACGCCCAGCAGCCGGACGGAGCUGCAAAGGAGCAUCAGCACCUGCCAGGAUGUGGAGGAGAAGAUCAGACAGAAGGCUGUGGCCCUUCAGGAGCUGAGGGACAGAGGAGGCAGCAGCAGCGACUUCACCUCUCAGACAGACGAGUCCCUUCAGGACUGUGCAGCCCUCAGCCGACAGAAUGAGUCGGUGAAGCGGAGGCUGGUUCAGACCCAGCAGCUGUGGGAUCGUGUGGAGCAGCGACUCCAUCAGGUGACGCUGAGAACACUGAGAGCAUCUCAGACUGUCGACUGCCUCAGCAGCCCUCAGGUCUGCCUGCAGGCACACAGGGACCAGCAUGAACAGCUGCAGCUUCUUCAGGAGGAGACUGCAGCCUCGCGGACACAGUGGGACGAGCUGAGUCAAACUGUCUGCUCCCUCAGAGACGUCAUCAGUCCUGCUGCUGCCGCCCUCCUCAAGGAGCAGCUGGACAGACAGAGGGACAGUUGGACUGUGGUGUCUGGAGCGUUGGACGAGCAGCUCCAGAGGAGUCGGGGUGUCCUGCAGGUGUGGGACGUCUACGUCCAGCUGGCUGCGUCUUUGUCCCAGCGGCUGCAGGCGCUGCAGAGUGACGUGGAGUCGGCGCUGACCGCAGCCCCUGCAGACGAUAACACUGUGGAGCAGCUCGCUGCCAAGAUGCACAACAUUCAGAGUCUCCUGCACAGGACAGACACUUUGCAGUCUGACCUGGAGGGGGUGCUGGAGGCCUCCAAGGACUUGAUCGGCCACCUGGGACCUUCAGCUGCCGGCCUGGUCCAAUCAGAGAGCCGGUUGUUGUCACGUGGAGUCCAGCAGCUCAGCCGCGUGCUGACAGGGAAGCAGGGUCAGCUGCAGGAGGAGCUCGAGCGGCUGCAGGAGUUUGGAAGCAUCCUGGACUCACUGGAGAGAAACCUGGAGCUUUGGCUGGAGCGUCUGCACAAUGAGGCUCGGACAGCAGACCAGUCUGGCCUCCUGGAGCUGAGCGGCUUUUCUGCUGACCUGGAUGUGCUGAAUGAGCUGAGCUGCAGUCUGACGCUGGGCGACGCUGCCGCACGCCGCCUGCAACGCCUCAACCGCCGCUGGGCCGACGCCACCGCCAGAGCCGAGGAGACCUGCAGUGAGCUGCAGACGGAGGUGCUGAGGCAGCAGAGCUUUGAGCAGAAGUGUGAGAGCUGGAUGUCCUUCCUGCAGAGGAUGGAGGACAGCCUGGCUGUGGACGUGUCCGGCUCAUACGCCGGCCUCAGGCAGCAGCUCUGCACGCACAAGCGGUUUCAGGCAGAGCUGUCCAUCGGCCACCAGAUCCUCCAUUCGGUUAUCACAGAAGCUCUUCAUCUGCUGCAGAAAGGAGAGGUGGAUGACAGGAGUGACUUCAUCCUGAAGCUUGCCCAGCUGAGGGAGCACUGGCAGGGCGCGGUGCAGCGGGGGGACCAGCGGCGCUCCCUGGUGGAGGGGCUGGUGAAGCACUGGCAUCUCUACGGCCGCAGCCUGAGGAAGCUGCAGAGGUUCCUGUCGGAGACGCAGACCCUCCUCCCCCCCGCUGGACCGACCCGCUGCAGCCUGCAGCAGCUCCGACGCUCCCUCCACGACCUCCAGCACACAGAGCUGCUGUUCCAGAGGUAUCAGAGCAGCUUCAUCCACACUCUGGACGUCGGCCGGCAGCUUUUCUCCAUGGGGGACGAGGAGACCCAGGCUCAGCUGCAGACGGAUCUGGGAACCCUGCAGGAGGAGUGGGACAACCUCCACAGCCUGCUGGGCCGGAGGAUGGAGCUCACCGAGGCCAUCAUUAAGAACUGGGAGCGCUGCGAGGCCGGACUCGCAGACAGCAUGCUGCAGCUGAAGGACGUGAAGACCAGACUGAACGAGUCGAUGCCAGAGAGUGACGACGAGCUGCAGAGUGCUGAAGAGUUCACCAAGGAGAACGAGGACGCCCUGGAGGACUGGGCUGAGAGCCUGACGGAGCUGAGCGCCAUGAAGACGGAUUUGUCCCAGUACAUCAUCGCAGACGACGUCCUGCUGCUGCAGGAGCAGGUGGAGCACCUGCACUGUCAGUGGGAGGAACUCUGCCUCAAGGUGUCUCUGCGUAAACAGGAGAUCGCAGAUCGUCUCAACGCCUGGAUCAUCUUCAAUGAGAAGAACAAGGAGCUGUGCGAGUGGCUGACGCAGAUGGAGAACAAGGUGGCGCACAACUCCGACCUCAACAUCGAGGAGAUGGUGGAGAAACUCAAGAAGGACUGCAUGGAGGAGAUCAACUUGUUCAGCGAGAAUAAAACCCACCUGAAGCAACUCGGAGAGCAACUCAUCACAGCCAGCAACAAGACGAAAGAGGCGGAGAUCAACGACAAGCUGAAGGACGUCAACGACCGCUGGCAGCAUCUGUUUGACCACAUAGAGGCCAGGGUGAGGAAGCUGAAGGAGACGCUGGUGGCCGUGCAGCAGCUCGAUAAGAACAUGAGCAACCUGCGGACGUGGCUGUCGCGCAUCGAGGCCGAGCUGGCCAGGCCGGUGGUCUACAACGUCUGCCACAGCGACGAGAUUCAGAGGAAACUGGCCGAGCAGCAGGAUCUGCAGCGGGACAUCGAGCAGCACACGGAGAGUGUGGCGUCCGUGCUGACUCUUUGUGACGUCCUGCUCCACGAUGCCGACGCCUGCGGCGGCGACUCCGAGAGCGACUCGAUCCAGCAGACCACCCGCAGCCUGGACCGGCGCUGGAGGAACAUCUGCGCCAUGUCCAUGGAGAGGAGGAUGAGGAUCGAGGAGACCUGGCGUCUCUGGUGUAAGUUCCUGGAGGACUACUCUCGCUUCGAAGACUGGCUGAAGACAGCUGAGACCACCGCAGCGAACCCGGACUCUGCCGACGUGCUCUACACCAGCGCCAAAGAGGAGCUCAAGAAGUUCGAGGCGUUCCAGCGGCAGGUCCAUGAGCGUCUCACUCAGCUGGAGCUGGUCAACAAACAGUAUCGCCGCCUGGCCCGGGAGAACCGAACCGACGCCGCCAGCAAGCUGAGGCUCAUGGUCCACGAGGGGAACCGGAGGUGGGACGGCCUGCAGAGGAGGGUGGCUGCUGUUCUCCGCAGACUCAAGCACUUUACCUCUCAGAGGGAAGACUUCGAGGGAACCCGUGAGGGCAUCCUGGUCUGGCUGACAGAGAUGGACCUCCAGCUCACCAACGUGGAGCACUUCUCCGAGAGCGACAUCGAAGACAAGAUGAGACAGCUGAACGGCUUCCAGCAGGAAAUCACCCUGAACACCAACAAGAUCGACGCCCUGAUCGUGUUCGGGGAGAACCUGAUCCAGAAGAGCGCUCCGCUGGACGCCGUGCUGAUCGAGGACGAGCUGGAGGAGCUGCACUCCUACUGCCAGGAGGUGUUCGGCCGAGUGGCUCGCUUCCACCACCGGCUCGUCAACAGACGCCCGGUUCUGGAGGAGGAGAGGGAGCUGUCAGACCGGGACACGGACCUGGACGACUCGCCUGACCUCACCAACGGGACUUGCUGGAGGGAGGCAAGCAGGAAGGAGGUGGAGGUGGAGGAGGUUCCAGCUGUAGGUGGAGUUUCGGCUGGACGGCAGGCUGUGUGUCACCUCCUGGCACCUCCUCUGGAGCGGUCGGGACGAGAGACCCCCGUCAGCGUGGACUCCAUCCCGCUGGAAUGGGACCACACGGUCGACGUGGGAGGAUCUUCAUCGCACGAGGACGACGAGGACGCCACCUUCUUCAGCGCUCUGUCAGUGAAGUCAGUGAGCGACCCGCCCAGCUGGCACCAGCCCGGCUCGCCGGAGAGGAAACGAGUUCCCCGGGGGAUGAUGGGAGGCCUGAGCCCGUCUCCCACACACACCAGCAGCACUCCCUUCCCCCAGCGGCAGCAGCAGGGCUACGCUAAGCUCAUGUCGGAGUGCAGCGGCAGCAUCGACAGCGUGAAGAGGGUCAAGCUGAUGCUGAACGACGAGGAGGAGCUGGAGGACCCGGGGCUGACCAGCAGCACUGCCGACAAACACACCAGCACAGGUGUGAUCGAGCGCUGGGAGCUGCUGCAGGCCCAGAACUUCCGCCGCGACGACACGGACAUCAGGCAGGACCUGGAGCAGUGGCAGAAGCUGAACUCUGACCUCUCCGACGUCACUUCCUGGUUGGGCAGGGUGCUGCCGGAGCUGGAGAGGCUGCAGCGGAUCGCGCCGUCCACCAGCGUCCGAAACUUCGAAGUCAGCAUCAGCAAACUGAAGGAAAUGCAGAAGACCUUCAACAGCUACAAGUGUCUGAUGAUCUCCGUCAACCUGAGCAGCCGUCACUUCCUGCGAGGCGACAGCGCCGAGCUGCGGGAGCUGCAGGAGGCCCUCAGCUCGGCCAAUGACAGCUGGACGCAGGCCUGCGGCGGCCUGGAGAGCUGGGAGAGGAGGCUGCACUCUGCACUCAUUCAGUGUCAGGAGUUUCAUGAGACUCUGCACUCGCUGCUGCUGUGGCUCGCUCGGGUCGAGAACAGACUCUGCGCUGUGAAGGUCGGCGACCCGUCGACGCCGCGCUCCGUCCUCCUGCAGCACCGAGACACGCUGACGACUCUGCAGGACGAGCUGUGUGGCCGCCAGCGGCAGGUGUCCUCGCUGCACGAGAUCUCCUCUCGGCUCCUCCUGGAGGCCACAGGAGAGGACAGCAUAGAGGCCAAGGAGAAGGUCCACGUCAUCUGCAACAAACUGCGUCUCCUGCUGCGUCAGGUGUCCUCUGAGCUGCUCGCGCUGCAGGGGAGGCUGGAAACCUGCUCAACCGGCUCUGAAACGGCCGACGUCGGACUGGGAUCGGUCAGCGCUGCGGCGCUGCAGCACAAGGAGGAGGUCGGCUUACAGGCGGCUGCACGUGGACAACCAGCAACCAGAAGGGAGGAGAGGAGGGAUUCUUCCCCUCGCCGGCCCCUCUUCUACCGGGUCCUGCGAGCUGCCUUCCCCCUACACCUGCUCCUCUUCAUGCUGCUGGUUCUGGCCUGCCUGGUGCCCCUGUCUGAAGAGGACUACAGCUGCACGCUGUCCAACAACUUCGCCCGCUCCUUCUACCCGAUGCUGCGCUACACCAACGGCCCUCCGCCCACGUGAAGACACUGAGGUUUGACUCAUUUAGAGUGUUAAGCUCAAAGACGCCUUCUCCCUCCCACAAACGAAGCAGCACUGCCCUUCACACCCGAAGGCCUCAUCUUAAGUGUUUUUGACUAAAUUUUAUUGAUGUGUUUAAUAUUUAUUGUCUGUGGAGCUCCAUGUUUUAAAAAAAAAGAAGCCAUAUCACUGAUUUAUUUAAAAGUUUUUUAUAUAUAGAUUUCUAAUGUCCAAAUCAAACAUCUUCAAUAUACGGUGCAAAGAAAAAAAAGGUUUAUUUUAAUACCUACAGGAUAUUUUCAUUUUUUGUACUUCCGCUGUAGUCUGUGGGGUCUAAUUUGAAGGAUAAAUGACCGUUACCUACCAAAGCUUCCAGAAAUCGAAGAGUACACUUGCCAUUUCCUACCACUGCAGCUAUUUUUACAUAGAAGGCAGCCACUUGUCGACAGCACAUUUUGUACAUAAAAAGACUGAAGUGUUUUGUUUUUUGCCGUUUUAGAGGUAUUUAAAAUAUAAAGAUCUGUUUUUUAAAGAGACGAUGCCCCGUGCAGACUUGCCUUUCUGUAGCCAACAGAACUACCAUAACGUUAUCAGAUACUUGUAAUGGUGUUAUUGAUGAAUUUUGUAUAUAAGGGCAACCGUCUGAGAAUGAAAAACAGGUUUUCUGUGUGUGCACUGAAACCUUUGAAAGUUAUUUAACAUGAAGCAGUAGUGUCAAAUGCUUUUAUAUUGUAUAUGCUGGCUUACUGCACUGAAUUUACUGAUAUUUUCUUACGAUUAUGUAAACUUCAUGGCCAGCAUUUUAGAGGUCUUGUUUUCAAUAUUUGAGAUCAUUGAACCUAAAUUUUUGCAAAAAAAAAAAAAAAAAAAAGUCCUCAAAUGAAAGCCGCGCUAAGUCGAUUGUGACCACUAGGGGGCAGAAAGAAUCACAUUUGGUUAAUAUCGAUGAAGCAACAUUAGCUCUAGUAGGAAGUCGUGCAUUGAGACGGCAGCAAACUCACUGCUACUUUGGCUGAUUAACAAGACAUCAAAAUCUAAACUGCAGUCAUUGAAGAGUAUCUGUCGUCGAUAACACACCCAGUGCAGUCCAAGUUGGCCCAUGCAACCUAAAACAUGAACGUUCAAACAGACCGAUUUUAAAACACACAAUUUGUUGUUUAUACUGUAAUAACUCGGGGCAUUUACCUGUUUUUGAACAGUCUCCUGUCAAAUGGAACAUGUUAGACUUGGGGUGGAACAUGAAUGUAAGUGAUCCUUGGGGCACUAAAUGUAGCUGUGCACCAGCACAAUCAGAGAUGAUUAAGUGGAGGUAAUUGAUAUCGUUAAUGCUGUUGAUCCAAAUGUUCAAGCGUGUAUGAUUUGAUUUGAAAUUCAGUGUAUGAUACCAAUUUGUACAUAAUCUCCACCUCACAGUCCGAAGGGCAGCAGAACAGAAGCAAACAACAAAGUGUGUAAAGUUUGAUUUAUUGUGUGAACUGUUAUUUAUGGGAUGUACAGAUUGUCAUUUCUUAUUGACAAUAAACCGUGUUUGCCAUGA
Molecule: messenger RNA, 27893 nt
Organism: Scatophagus argus
Lineage: Eukaryota; Metazoa; Chordata; Actinopteri; Scatophagidae
Gene: syne2b
Product: spectrin repeat containing, nuclear envelope 2b
Exons: 106
Coding region: 98-26359 (8753 amino acids)
Cellular component (GO): membrane
Molecular function (GO): protein binding
Source: RefSeq, a predicted model, not a curated record